AUGGCCCUAGAAACCGAAGCCACGAUCUCUUCAGGGCCAACCAAUGAUCUCGAAAAAGUGACUCCGCCUGCCUCGCAUAUUCAUUUCCCUAAUUUACUCUGGCUGAGAGUGCGCAACUGGUCCCGCACGAUCGGAGCUGAGGAAUUUGGCGUUGAACGCGUUCCUGAGGAUAUGCGAACAAGCCAAUCACCUCGAGAUUUGUUCACAAUGUUCUUUGCUGCGAACUGUAACAUGUCCACAUUGGCACUUGGAUUCUUGGGUCCUACGACGUUCGGGCUUGGCUGGUGGGACUCCUUUCUUGCUAUUAUCUUCUUCAACCUGAUUGGCGCUGCCAUUCCAGCACUUACAGUGCGCUUUGGCCCAAAUCUUGGGCUACGUACCAUGCUCGUCCCCAGGUAUUGUUUUGGCUGGUGGCCGUCUAAGAUCCUUGCUGUGUUCAAUCUGAUUGAUGCCCUUGGCUGGGCUGCCGUGAAUACGCUCUCUGGCGCUGCUGUGCUGUAUGAUGCUGGGAAUGGAAAGCUACCAAUGACAGUGUCAAUUCUCAUUAUUGGCUUGAUAGCCAUCAUCCUUGGCUUCUUUGGGUAUCGAGUCCUCCAUAUUUAUUCAAGAUACUGCUGGAUCGUGACAAUCAUUUGUUUAAUUAUCACUGCAGGAUUUGGAGCUCGUCAUUUCAUCAAUGUGCCUAUGGGCCACGGAUCUACAGAAUCCUCAAAUAUCCUCUCCUUCAGUACUGCCAUUAUUGGAUUCGAAGUCGCCUGGGCGACAAUAUCAGCAGACUACAGUGUCUAUAUGCGCGAAACAGUUAGCGACAAUGUAACGUUUUCAUGGACCUAUGCUGGUCUUUUGACAAGUCAGGUUUCGAUUGAAUUACUAGGUGCCGCGAUUGGGUCACUCUGCGUGAACCCCAACCCACGGUUCAAAUCCUCAUAUGAUACUCGUGGGAUUGGCGGGUUGGUUGGCUCUGUUUUUGAAGAUAUACACCCCGGUGUCCGUGGUUUGGGAUAUCUGAUCGAAGUCCUCCUGGGCUUAUCGGCAGCUGCUGUCACAACAGCGAAUGUGUACUCCCUGGGCCUGGCCGGGCAAAUGGUCUCAAAAAGGCUCCUUGUUGUGCCUCGUCUUGUUUGGUCAUUGAUCGGCAGUAUUUCCUACCUGGCGAUUGCUAUAGCUGCUAGGAAUUAUUUGGAGGAUGUCUUGAAGAAUUUUUUGUUGAUAUGUGCGUAUUGGACUGUCCCCUUUUGUGCUAUUCUUCUUGCCGAGCAUUACGUCUGGAGGAGUGGCUACCAAUACGACCUCGCUGUAUGGAAUGACAAGAAGAUGCUUCCGUAUGGAAUAGCUGCAUCAGUUACUUGGGUUGCUUCAACUGUUCUUGCAGUUGUUUCUAUGAGCCAACAAUGGUGGGUUGGACCUAUUGCCGCUGCGAUAGGUGGUUCGGCGAAUGGUACUGAUAUUAGCUGGAUUUUGGCUGCGGUGAUGUCUGUGGUACUUUAUAUUCCUUUAAGAGCAUGGGAGCGAAAAGUGUGGCAUUUUUAA
This is a messenger RNA of Penicillium antarcticum, 1530 nucleotides long. RefSeq names its product purine-cytosine permease family protein. Gene Ontology annotation, biological process: transmembrane transport. NCBI's taxonomy places the organism in Eukaryota, Fungi, Ascomycota, Eurotiomycetes, Eurotiales, Aspergillaceae. Gene Ontology annotation, molecular function: transmembrane transporter activity. Gene Ontology annotation, cellular component: plasma membrane. Bases 1 to 1530 code for a protein of 509 amino acids. The record is from RefSeq and is a predicted model, not a curated record. The transcript has a single exon.